UUUGAACUUGUUGUUACAGAAUACCGUCAGCCAAUGAUUGGUAACCCAUGGCCAAUCGCGAAGCCGAUCGCCAGCAGACCAGUGCCAGUGCAGCAUCAGCAUUUACAGCACCUGCUGGCACACUGCCAUCAUCCAUACUUGGCUGUGCGACCAGCGCAAGCGCAUACUCAGGUGUUUCCUCUACCUGGUGGAUUUCCGUGGGCCCAUAGUUCCAGAGGCAAACCCCGUCGCGGCAUGAUGCGCCGGGCUGUGUUUUCCGACCUGCAGCGUAAGGGGCUCGAGAAACGGUUCCAGGUUCAGAAAUACAUCUCUAAACCGGACAGGAAGAAGCUCGCAGAGAAGCUGGGAUUGAAGGAUAGCCAG
This is a messenger RNA of Hyposmocoma kahamanoa, 363 nucleotides long. Its product is annotated as homeobox protein DBX1-B-like. The annotation marks the transcript as partial. The record is from RefSeq and is a predicted model, not a curated record. Gene Ontology annotation, molecular function: DNA binding. The transcript has 3 exons. Lineage: Eukaryota; Metazoa; Arthropoda; Insecta; Lepidoptera; Cosmopterigidae. Gene Ontology annotation, biological process: regulation of transcription by RNA polymerase II.